AUGGGCGCGCGGCUGAUCCUCUCCGCGCGCUCCGCGGAGCGCCUGCAGGCAGUGGGCGCCUCCUGCUGCGGAACGCACGCGCCGGAGGGGGUGGUGGUGCUGCCGUUCGACCUCAAGGGGGGAGCGGACGUGCUGCACGACGCAGUGCGCCAGGCGGAAAGCGUGCUCCGCGGGGAGGAGGCGCGUGGUGAGGAAGGGCCUCUCCUCCUCUCAAGUCUCUUCAACCAUGUGCUCUCCCUCUCCUCCCUCCCCUUUUCUCUCUUCAUCUUUGGCUCAUGCGUUACACCUCUCCUUGCUCUCUCCCCCUCUCUGUUCCGCUCCUCCGCCUUCCGCUCCCCCCCAUCCCUUUCCCUGCCUCCCCCAUCCCCUUCCCUGUCUCCCCCCUUCCUUGCCUGCUUCCCCCCGUCCCCUUCCCUCCUUCCCGCGUCCCCUCCCCUGCCUCCCCCCAUCCCCUUCCCUGCUUCCCCACAACCCCUUCCCUGUUCCCCUUCAUCCCCUUCCCUGCUUCCCCCAUUCCCCUUCCCUGCUUCCCCCCAUCCCCUUCCCUGCUUCCCCCUUCCCCUUCCCUGCUUGUCCCCUUCCCUCCUUCCCCCCGUCCCCUCCCCUGCCUCCCCCCAUCCCCUUCCCUGCUUCCCCACAACCCCUUCCCUGUUCCCCUUCAUCCCCUUCCCUGCUUCCCCCAUUCCCCUUCCCUGCUUCCCCCCAUCCCCUUCCCUGCUUCCCCCCUUCCCCUUCCCUGCUUGUCCCCUUCCCUCCUUCCCCCCGUCCCCUCCCCUGCCUCCCCCCAUCCCCUUCCCUGCUUCCCCACAACCCCUUCCCUGUUCCCCUUCAUCCCCUUCCCUGCUUCCCCCAUUCCCCUUCCCUGCUUCCCCCCAUCCCCUUCCCUGCUUCCCCCUUCCCUUACCUGCUUGUCCCCUUCCCUCCUUCCCCCCGUCCCCUCCCCUGCCUCCCCCCAUCCCCUUCCCUGCUUCCCCACAACCCCUUCCCUGUUCCCCUUCAUCCCCUUCCCUGCUUCCCCCAUUCCCCUUCCCUGCUUCCCCCCGUCCCCUUCCCUGCUUCCACCCGUCCCCUUCCCUGCUUCCCCCCGUCCCCUUCCCUCCUUCCCCCCGUCCCCCUCCCAGCCCCGCAUCCCCCCUUCCCUAA
Closterium sp. Yama58-4 is the source of this 1143-nucleotide messenger RNA. The record is from the annotation of a GenBank genome assembly. Lineage: Eukaryota; Viridiplantae; Streptophyta; Zygnematophyceae; Desmidiales; Closteriaceae.